Messenger RNA from Aphanomyces invadans, 993 nucleotides. RefSeq lists its product as hypothetical. NCBI's taxonomy places the organism in Eukaryota, Oomycota, Saprolegniomycetes, Saprolegniales, Verrucalvaceae. The record is from RefSeq and is a predicted model, not a curated record. The transcript has a single exon. The coding region runs from base 22 to 915 and encodes 297 amino acids.
AUCCAACCUUAGUCCGUGGCGAUGCCGACGUCGUCAACCCAGAUGGCGCGCCCGGCGUCCAUGGCGGCGCUCUUGCUCUCCCCUCGUGGCACGGGCGGCUAUACGCACUCGACGCCAUCGCCUCGCAUGUCCGCCGUUCAUCCAUCGCACAUGUUGCUUCGCAACCUUCGUGUGGACUUUGGCCAUCGAGUGUCCAAGGAGCACGACGACACCAUCUACCACGUCAGGCUGCACAACCUUGCGUCCGGGCGUCAGUGGAACGUAGUCAAGACAUUCCGCGAUGUCCGCACCCUUCAGGACGCCAUGGCCAGGCAGCUCAAGCAAGGCCACCCGUGUCACGAUGUGUGUCCGUGGUUGUUUGCCCAUGUCGCGACCACGUUUCCGCGGAGCGUGUCGGCGGCUCGCCCGUGGAUGCAUGCGCUGCGGUGGACGCGAAAGCCGCCGCCCGAGACGUCGCACCUCAAAAUGUUUCUCUCGACCAGCCAUGGCGUGUUUUCGGUCCCGCCAGGCCACUUGACCUGCCCCGUCCUUCUCAAUGCAGUCGCGACGGUCUUGAUCGAGUUCUUCUACGGCCCUGUGCGAGCCCACGAUGAAGUGGAAGCCUCCUGUCCGCAGACAGGAAUCCCUCUCUCGCCACCAUCCGUCCGCUCCACGUCGUUUCACGACAAGGGUCGACAAGGCGACGUCGAGUGUGGUGUGUGCUUGCAAUCGCUGGAGGAACACCCACGGCAGCACGAACACAGCGACGACGAUGAUGCAUCAGAUAGCCCACAGCGACGAUGCGGCGCACACCAAAUCGAACAGGUCAGCGUCACGACGCUGGCCUGUGGCCACCCGUUCCACGAUGAGUGCAUUGUGACGCAUCUGAACGCGACGCUGCGAUGUCCCGUGUGUGGUUUCGUGCCAAAGCUGUAGGAAGACAGACGUCAUCGAGAUCGAUCGCGCACCACAGCUUGACUGCUAUACUCGGUAAAUACGCUACGAGGAUAUCCA